AUGUCUGCUAAAAAUGGUGUUACUUUUAUUUCACAUUUGAGUCCAAGGGUUGUGCUUUGUGAUAAUUCAUUAAAAAGUUUAGGGAUUUUGAUUUUCAUUAUUUCUUUACAGGGCAAAGACAAAAUAAUAAAAACAUUUGAAAUUUCUGAGAGUGCUGACCAAUCUUGCUCAGGUGCAAUAGUUCUAAA
Entrophospora candida is the source of this 188-nucleotide messenger RNA. The record is from the annotation of a GenBank genome assembly. NCBI's taxonomy places the organism in Eukaryota, Fungi, Glomeromycota, Glomeromycetes, Entrophosporales, Entrophosporaceae.